Messenger RNA from Cylindrotheca closterium, 1176 nucleotides. Lineage: Eukaryota; Bacillariophyta; Bacillariophyceae; Bacillariales; Bacillariaceae. The record is from the annotation of a GenBank genome assembly.
AUGAAAUUUUCGAGUAUCUUCUUUGGAGUUUUCCUCGCGCAAGAUUGUUCUGCAUUUCAACCAACUAGCUCCAGUGGAAUUCAUCGCGCAUCCCCAUUGCAAGCAUCACAACAAAAUCUAGUGGAAGAAAAAAGUACCAAGGAUGAAGAAAGUGCGCUUCCGUACAUUGUUGCUAGAGGAGAUGGAUCAACUGGUGGAGGUGGACUUCCUAUGCCAAGGGCAGUGGAAGAUGAUGGAUUGAAACGGCCAAAAGUCGGUGCAGAGAUGCCAAAUGGGCGUCCUUCCUGGUUUCGGGUCCCAGCUCCAUCUCUUGCCGCGGAAUCAAGAUAUGUGGAAGUCAAGGAUUCUCUCAAAGACCUCAACUUGAAUACUGUUUGCGAGGAGGCACAAUGUCCCAAUGUUGGAGAAUGUUGGAGUGGAGGAACUGGUACAAUUAUGCUAUUGGGUGACACAUGCACACGAGGAUGCAUGUUUUGUGCGGUCAACACUGACUCCAAACCUCCACCCCCGGAUCCAUUUGAACCAUUCAAGACUGCAGAGGCAGUAGCACAGUGGGGUGUCGACUACAUUGUCUUGACUAGCGUCGAUCGAGAUGACAUUGAAGAUGGUGGUGCGGGUCACUUUGGGCACACAGUAGAGCUCUUGAAACAGGCCAAGCCAGAACUAUUGGUCGAAUGCUUAGUAUCAGACUUUCAAGGGAACCUAACUUCGGUCGCAACGCUCGCCACUUCUGGCCUCGAUGUUUACGCUCAUAACGUCGAGACUGUGGAGCGGUUACAAAAGUUUGUUCGCGAUCCUCGAGCAGGUUACAAACAGAGUCUCUCUACAUUGGAGCACGCCAAGAAAGUUCAGCCGGGACUCUAUACCAAGACAAGCGUGAUGCUAGGCCUAGGAGAAACCGAUGAAGAAGUCAUCCAAACGAUGAAGGACCUGCGGGCCAUUGACGUUGAUGUGGUGACAUUCGGACAAUACCUCAGACCAACAGAACAGCAUCUUUCUGUUGUAGAGUAUGUAAAGCCUGAGAAAUUCGAUCACUUCCGAGAGAUCGGAGAGGAAAUGGGAUUCAAGUAUGUCGCUUCAGGGCCGUUGGUCCGUAGCUCAUACAAGGCUGGUGAAUUCUACUUGGAACAUAUGAUCAAGACGGAGCGCGAGCAAAAAGAGGAAGCUAAAAUGUAA